Molecule: messenger RNA, 1107 nt
Organism: Lichtheimia ornata
Lineage: Eukaryota; Fungi; Mucoromycota; Mucoromycetes; Mucorales; Lichtheimiaceae
Product: galactose-1-phosphate uridylyltransferase
Exons: 2
Coding region: 1-1107 (368 amino acids)
Biological process (GO): beta-D-galactose catabolic process via UDP-galactose, Leloir pathway
Cellular component (GO): cytoplasm
Molecular function (GO): UDP-glucose:hexose-1-phosphate uridylyltransferase activity; zinc ion binding
Source: RefSeq, a predicted model, not a curated record
AUGUCUACUACUGGUACAUUCGACUUUAAGAACCAUUCACAUCGCCGAUACAAUCCAUUGACCCGAUCAUGGGUGCUUUGUUCGCCUCACCGUACACAGCGUCCUUGGCAGGGACAUCGUGAGAGUGCGCAAAUCGAAAAGCGUCCCGAGUAUGAUGCCACAUGUUACUUGUGUCCAGGCAACCAACGUGCCAACGGCGACUGCAACCCCAAAUAUGACUCCACUUUUGUUUUCCCCAACGACUUUGCUGCUGUCAAAUCCGACCAACCCGUUCUUGCUGAUACCACAGAGGAUGACGAUGAUCUCAUUCGCACACAAGGGGUACGGGGUGAAUGCCAUGUCAUGUGCUUUUCGCCACGCCACGAUCUGACCAUGGCUGAGAUGACGGUUGAGGAGAUUGAGCAAGUUGUCAAGCAAUGGACGAGCAGUUACAAGGCCAUGGCAGAGAAGGAUUACAUCAAGCACGUGCAGAUUUUUGAAAACAAGGGCGCAGCUAUGGGAUGUUCGAACCCUCAUCCCCAUGGCCAAAUGUGGUGCACUGAACAAGUCCCUGAGGAGCCACAAACGGAGCUUGAUUCUCUCCAAGCCUAUCGUGAUACUCAUGAUGGCAAGUGUCUUCUUUGUCAAUACGCCCAACGUGAGCUCAAGCACAGUGAUCGUGUUGUAUUUGAAAACGACUCUUUUGUAUGCGUGGUGCCUUUCUGGGCAUUGUGGCCUUUCGAGACAUUGUUACUCCCCAAGCAUCAUCUCUCCAGCUUGAAAGAAUUUUCGGAUCAACAUCGACAUGACCUUGCAGACGCCUUGAGACGCAUCACGUGUCGCUAUGACAACCUUUUUGAAUGCUCAUUCCCUUACUCUAUGGGUAUCCACCAAGCACCCAUCGGCGAUGAUUACGACUAUGCUCAUUUGCAUUUACAUUUCUAUCCUCCCUUGCUUCGAAGUGCUACUGUUCGUAAAUUCCUUGUUGGUUUUGAAAUGCUAGGUGAACCACAACGUGACAUUACUCCUGAACAAGCAGCAUCAAGGUUGAGAGAUUGUUCCGAAAUCCAUUACAAAGCACGUCAAGAAGAAAAUGGUGUGCUCGACACCAACCACCAUCAUUUGUAA